AUGUCCGACGCCUCGCAGGAGUGGAAGCUGUUGUGGUGUGUCACGCUGGUGGCAGUGCUCUCGACGUGCCAAGUGCACGGGAGAAGCAGGAGAGCGAUAGACGGUGAUUCAGGGGCGCAAGCUCCAUUCGAGGGAUAUGUUUACAACCCCCCGCAGAAACAAUUCACUCUACCGCCAGCGCGGGAGCAGACAACGCAACCGCCGUACAGGCCUCCGGUGACUCAGCCCCCGUACAGGCCUCCAGUGACUCAGCCCCCGUACAGGCCUCCAGUGACUCAGCCUCCGUACAGGCCUCCAGUGACUCAGCCUCCGUACAGGCCUCCAGUGACGCAGCCACCGUACAGGCCUCCAGUGACGCAGCCACCGUACAGGCCUCCAGUAACGCAGCCACCGUACAGGCCUCCAGUGACGCAACCUCCGUACAGGCCUCCAGUGACUCAACCGCCCCAGCAACCAGGAUACUCCUAUCCAAAACCAAGCGAAACUUUCCCAACCCCAACAAGGGUGCCGCCACCAACAACUCCCAGACCAACUACACCAUUCGUUGAACGCACGACACCGAGACCUACCACCCCAAGGCCUCGUCCGCCAACGCAGCCGCCCCAGCAGCCGGGAUAUUCAUAUCCAAAACCAAGCGAGAGUUUUCCGCCCACAACAAGGGUUCCGGUAACUCAGCCUCCAUACAGGCCUCCAGUAACUCAGCCUCCAUACAGGCCUCCAGUAACUCAGCCUCCAUACAGACCUCCAGUGACUCAACCACCCAAACAACCCGGCUACUCGUACCCUAAACCGAGCGAAACUUUCCCACCGUCAACGAGGGUGCCUCCACCAACUACACCAAGACCUACCACUCCAAGACCACCUCCUCCAACUCAGCCAAGGACAACUCCAAGGCCACGUCCCCCAACUCAGCCACCUCAGCAGCCCGGGUAUUCAUACCCAAAGCCAUCUCCAACUUUUCCCCUUCCUUCUAAAGUUCCACCACCCCCACCCCCUCCACCAACAACACCGAGGACCGUGCAGACGAGUCCUCCGUACAAUUAUCCAAGACCGGAGCAGCCCUUCCCACCUACAGGGAGACCACCAGUGAAGACUCCACCCCAAUAUAUUCCUCCUGAAUACACUGCUCCAUCGCGUCCACAGCCUGCUACAAGACCUCCUCCGACUAGACCUCCUCCUACAAGACCUCCUCCUACUAGGCCCCCAACAACAACUUCACCUGAGUAUCUUCCUCCCGCGAGAACCACUCCACGUCCACAACCUGUUCCGACCAGACCUCCCCCUACAAGGCCACCUCCAGUUACUCAACCACCCCCCACAAGACCUCCUCCUACUAGACCACCAACAACAACUUCACCUGAAUAUCUUCCACCCGUGAGAACCACUCCACGCCCACAACCUAUCCCAACCAGACCUCCACCUACUAGACCUCCACCUACUAGACCUCCCCCUACUAGAUCCCCAACAACAACUUCCCCCGAAUAUCUUCCUCCCGCGAGAACCACUCCCCGCCCACAGCCUAUCCCCACCAGACCUCCGCCUACUAGACCCCCUCCGACUAGACCUCCACCCCCAACAUCCCCUGAAUACCUCCCUCCCGCCCGAACAACUCCUCGCCCACAGCCUAUCCCCACCAGACCUCCUCCUACUAGACCUCCACCCACUAGACCUCCACCUACUAGACCAACAACGGCUUCACCUGAAUACCUUCCUCCCCCAACGAAACCUCACUUCGAAACCCCAAAAACCAAUCCACCCAAAUACCUCCCCCCUGUUGAAAAUAAAGAGAUCAUGCAAAUUGGCAGAAGAGUGAAAUUCAUUUUAUUGGUCGAAACUGAUGAGAUUCAUGAUUGGGAACGUUAA
Messenger RNA from Diachasma alloeum, 1863 nucleotides. RefSeq names its product proline-rich extensin-like protein EPR1. Lineage: Eukaryota; Metazoa; Arthropoda; Insecta; Hymenoptera; Braconidae. The coding region runs from base 1 to 1863 and encodes 620 amino acids. The transcript has 4 exons. The record is from RefSeq and is a predicted model, not a curated record.